This is a messenger RNA of Myxocyprinus asiaticus (Chinese sucker), 1730 nucleotides long. RefSeq names its product extracellular serine/threonine protein kinase FAM20C-like. Gene Ontology annotation, cellular component: Golgi apparatus. Gene Ontology annotation, biological process: protein phosphorylation. Bases 1 to 1524 code for a protein of 507 amino acids. The record is from RefSeq and is a predicted model, not a curated record. Gene Ontology annotation, molecular function: phosphotransferase activity, alcohol group as acceptor. NCBI's taxonomy places the organism in Eukaryota, Metazoa, Chordata, Actinopteri, Cypriniformes, Catostomidae. The transcript is spliced from 10 exons.
AUGAGAGUGUGUACACGCCGACGCUCACGGACCUUGCGUGUGUGGUUUUUCAUUGUAUUCCUGAGUCUGCACUUGCUCAUCGUUUUACUGGUACUGUCCAUGUACAAUGCUUCCUGUGAGAUCCAUUUAUACCCAGACACCCAGACGUCCAUCAGCCUCUCUGUACAGAAUACAUCCACUUCAGCAAGCAUGGCCGACACGACAGGAAGUGAAAUUCAGGGAGUGGAAAUGUGGGACGCAGUUACCGACCUUGCCAAACUGGAGGCUCUGUACUCCCACCUGUUGUAUAAUUUACCCACUCCACCUGUGCCUGAUGGUGAUUGGUUGCUGAAAGUUCGAACAAAGAGAAAGGAGGAAGCCCAGCACAGCUCACAGCAGUGGCAGAGUGCCAAGGAGGAUGGCUAUGAUCCUGUCCACUUAAACACCAGCUCUGAUUCACAUCCACCUUGGCUCCGUUUUCACCUUGGGAUAUCUCGCUGGCAGAUGUAUCAGCAUAAAGACCCCAACCUGUCAACGCUGACUCAGCAACUGGCAUCCUACCGAAUCGUCAGUGCAGUGCAGAAAUCAGGUGGGACGCAGCUGAAGCUGGUGAUGACGUUUCCUAAUUAUGGACAGGCUCUCUUUAAACCCAAGAAACAGGAACGGCAUGAGGAAACCAAUGUGAAUCUGUAUUAUUUCUCCGACUUUGAGAGGCACAAUGCUGAGAUUGCAGCCUUUCACCUGGACAGGAUAUUGGGUUUCAGGAGAAUGCCUCCAGUGGUUGGGAGGCUCGUUAAUGUAAUUAAAGAGAUCAAAGACAUCACCACAGAUCAUAAACUGGUCACCACUUUUUUCACAUCUCCAGUAGGGAAUACAUGUUUCUAUGGCCAAUGUUCCUAUUACUGUUCCACUGAGCAUGCUAUCUGUGGGCGCCCCCACAAGAUAGAGGGGUCUUUGGCUGCCAUGCUGCCAGAUCUGUCUUUGGCACCACGCCAAUCCUGGAGGAGUCCCUGGAGACGCUCAUACAGCCGGACCAAGCAGGCUGUGUGGGAAACUAACUCAGACUACUGUGACUCAGUAAAAACAUCUCCUCCCUAUGAUCGAGGCACUCGACUGGUGGACCUGAUAGACAUGAGCAUACUGGACUUCCUCAUGAGUAACAUGGAUAGGCAUCACUAUGAAACAUUUGAGAAAUUUGGCAACGAUACAUUUCUCAUACACUUAGACAAUGGAAGAGCGUUUGGACGUCAUUCUAAAGACGAACCCUCCAUACUGGCUCCUCUUGUGCAGUGCUGCAGGGUCCGCCGUUCCACUUUGCUUCGUUUACGUCUGCUCUCCCUCCCUCCGUAUCGGUUGAGUGAUGUCAUGCGUGCAUCAUUGUCUCAGGACCCCCUUGCAAUGGUGGCCCCUCUCCUCACUGAGCUGCAUCUCUCAGCUCUAGACCGUCGCCUAGCAACAGUCAUUCAAACCAUCCAGGACUGUCUACAGCAGCAUCAACAUCACAGUGAUGUCAUAUAUGAUGACAUCACUGACUACUCUGGAUAAGACACAAUGGACCAGUCAAAUGUUCUUUUUUUUUUUUUUUAGAAAAGUGACUGGCUAUUUGGUAUGACAAUAAUCUAAAUAUAUGCCCUGCUGGUAUAACCAGGAUGUAAACACUCAAUAUUUCCUUCUACAAAUACAUAUAUUGUCUAAUUGAAAAAUUGAAGUAAAAUGAACAUCAACUGCAAUGAAUGACCUAAGUAUAAAGU